Onychomys torridus (southern grasshopper mouse) is the source of this 761-nucleotide messenger RNA. RefSeq names its product DAN domain BMP antagonist family member 5 (gene Dand5). The coding region runs from base 1 to 555 and encodes 184 amino acids. The transcript has 2 exons. Lineage: Eukaryota; Metazoa; Chordata; Mammalia; Rodentia; Cricetidae. Gene Ontology annotation, biological process: determination of heart left/right asymmetry; signal transduction involved in regulation of gene expression. Gene Ontology annotation, molecular function: morphogen activity. The record is from RefSeq and is a predicted model, not a curated record.
AUGCUCCGUGGCCAGUUAACCACGCUGCUGGGUCUGUUCAGUGGGGUGUGGCUACCCACAGGCUCAGGGAGGCCUAGGGUCCCAUCUACCCCUACUCAGGCCUGGGCUGCUGCCAAUCACAGCUGGACUCUGGAUCCUCUGGUACCAGCCUCUGCCCUGGGUAGCUGGAAGGCCUUCUUGAGUCUACAAGACAAACAGCAAGGAGCAGGUGGGCUGCAGGGAGGGCAGAGAGAGGCUGCUGGUGUGUCUUUACCCUUGGUCCCCCAGGAAGUACUCCAGGAGACUUGUAAAGCUGUGGCCUUUAUUCAGGUGCUCUCCAGGCCUGGUUGCACAGCGGCCAGGGUCCUUAAUCAUCUGUGUUUUGGACAUUGUUCCUCCUUCUACAUUCCCAGCUCAGAUCCCACCCCGGUCGUCCUCUGCAACAGCUGUGUGCCAGCUCAAAAGCGCUGGACAUCGGUGGUGCUGUGGUGUGGGGCUGGCCAUAAAGCCUCCCCUCGGCGGCUGAGGGUGACUGUUACCCUAGUGCAGAAGUGCCAGUGUGGCCCGAAGCUGUGAGCUGAGUGUCGUGGAGGAUUGCACAGGAUCUGAACCUCGGAAAGAAACAGGAGAUGCCAUAGAAAGACGUGACCUGAAUUAUGUACAUUAGGUCAAGAGAUCAGGGUUAGGAGGACAGAUGGACAGGUCCACAAGGUCCUCGUCUGCUCCUGGAACACGAGACAUGGUCCCCCAGUCAUGGGUUUAGACCACUAAUAGUCAUAGCA